This is a messenger RNA of Protobothrops mucrosquamatus (brown spotted pit viper), 5167 nucleotides long. Its product is annotated as fibrillin-2. The annotation marks the transcript as partial. Gene Ontology annotation, molecular function: calcium ion binding. Lineage: Eukaryota; Metazoa; Chordata; Lepidosauria; Squamata; Viperidae. The transcript has 41 exons. The record is from RefSeq and is a predicted model, not a curated record.
AUGGGGAGACGGCGGGCGCUCUGCCUGCAGCCUUAUUUCCUUUGGCUGGGGUGUGUGGCGCUCUGGGCGCAUGGAUCCGCUGGGCAGCAGCGGCACGGUCGUCCGGCGGAGGGUGCAGAUGCUAGCCGCUACUCUAUCUUGGGGAGCCUGGAAGGAGGCACAGCGGCCGCCGCCGCCGCCAACCGCGUCCGCAGGAGAGGCCAGCAGGACAUGCUCAGGGGACCAAAUGUAUGUGGCUCCAGGUUCCACUCCUACUGUUGCCCUGGAUGGAAAACACUCCCUGGGGGAAAUCAGUGUAUUGUUCCAAUUUGUAGAAAUAGUUGUGGUGAUGGAUUUUGUUCUCGUCCUAAUAUGUGCACUUGCUCCAAUGGACAGAUAUUGCCAAGCUGUGGACCAAAAUCUAUACAACAGUGUAACAUCAGAUGUCUGAAUGGUGGUACCUGUCUAGAUGACCAAUGCCAAUGUCAAAAAGGAUAUAUUGGCACUUACUGUGGGCAACCUGUUUGUGAACAUGGAUGCCAGAAUGGAGGUCGCUGCAUUGGGCCCAAUCGUUGUGCAUGUGUAUAUGGAUUCACAGGCCCUCAAUGUGAAAGAGAUUAUAGAACAGGCCCUUGUUUUAUUCAAGUCAACAAUCAGAUGUGUCAAGGUCAGCUAGCUGGUAUUGUUUGCACAAAGACACUUUGUUGUGCAACUAUUGGACGUGCGUGGGGCCAUCCUUGUGAAAUGUGCCCUGCUCAACCCCAACCAUGUCGUCGUGGUUUCAUUCCAAACAUCCGCACUGGAGCAUGUCAAGAUAUAGACGAAUGUCAGGCUAUCCCUGGAAUCUGUCAGGGGGGAACUUGCAUCAAUGCAGUCGGAUCAUAUGAAUGCAAAUGCCCUGCUGGUCAUAAACAGAAUGAAGCAACUCAGAAGUGUGAAGAUAUUAAUGAAUGCAGUCUCAUCCCAGGAAUCUGUGAUACUGGUGAAUGUUCCAAUACUGUUGGAAGUUAUAUUUGUCUUUGUCCACGUGGCUUUCUGACAUCCACAGAUGGCUCUCAUUGCAUUGAUCAAAGAGCAGGUACUUGUUUCUCCAGUCUGCUGAAUGGUCGCUGUGCACAAGAGCUUCCGAGCAGGUUUACCAAGAUGCAGUGCUGCUGCGAGUCUGGACGGUGUUGGGCUCUUGGAUCCAUUCCAGAAAUGUGUCCUGUUAGAGGCUCUGAUGAAUAUCGUGGGCUUUGCAUAGAUGGCAUUCCUGUUAUAGGUGGUUCCAGGCCUGGUGGCACAGGAGGAAACGGCUUUGGCCCAAGAGGAACAGGAUUCAUCCCUAUUCCUGGUGGAAAUGGAUUUUCCCCAGGUGUGCAUGGAACUGGAAUAGGGACCGGUGGCCAAGGUCCCACAGGAAAUGGCCCCGUCAUUACGGGACUGACUAUACUCAAUCAGACAAUAGAUAUCUGUAAACAUCAUCCAAAUUUAUGCUUAAAUGGGCGCUGCAUCCCAACAAUAUCCAGUUACCGAUGUGAAUGCAAUAUGGGAUAUAAGCAGGAUGCCAAUGGAGACUGUACUGAUGUUGAUGAAUGUAUAUCAAAUCCAUGCUCUAAUGGAGACUGUGUGAACACACCUGGCUCUUAUUAUUGCAAAUGCCAUAUAGGUUUCCAAAGAACACCUACUAAGCAGGCUUGCAUUGACAUUGAUGAGUGUAUUCAGAAUGGUGUCCUUUGUAAGAAUGGUCGUUGUGUGAACACCGAUGGAAGCUUCCAGUGCAUUUGCAAUGCUGGCUUUGAACUGACAACUGAUGGGAAAAACUGUGUUGAUCAUGAUGAAUGUACAACUACCAACAUGUGUUUAAAUGGAAUGUGUAUCAAUGAGGAUGGCAGUUUCAAGUGCAUCUGUAAACCUGGGUUUGUCCUGGCUCCUAAUGGACGUUACUGUACUGAUAUUGAUGAAUGCAAGACUCCAGGUAUUUGCAUGAAUGGUCACUGCAUUAAUACAGAAGGAUCAUUUCGUUGUGAUUGUCCACCUGGACUAGCUGUUGGAGUUGAUGGACGAGUUUGUGUAGACACUCAUAUGCGAAGCACAUGCUAUGGUGGAAUCAAAAAAGGGGUAUGUAUUCGCCCUUUUCCUGGAGCAGUGACAAAAUCUGAAUGUUGCUGUGCCAAUUUAGACUAUGGCUUUGGCGAACCAUGCCACCCAUGUCCUGCCAAGAAUUCAGCUGAGUUCCAUGGCCUUUGUAGUGGAGGAGUAGGAAUUACUGUGGAUGGAAGAGAUAUAAAUGAAUGUGCUUUAGAUCCUGAUAUUUGUUCUAACGGGAUUUGUGAAAACCUACGUGGCAGCUAUCGUUGUAACUGCAACAGUGGAUAUGAAUCAGAUGUUUCAGGACAAAAUUGUGUUGACAUUGAUGAAUGUUUUGUAAAUCGAUUAUUAUGUGAUAAUGGCCUUUGUCGAAAUACACCUGGAAGUUACAGCUGUGUGUGCCCAAAAGGAUAUAUAUUCAGCAGUGAAACAGACACAUGCGAAGAUAUAAACGAAUGUGAAAGCAGUCCUUGUGUCAAUGGUGCUUGCAGGAACAAUCUUGGGUCUUUCAUCUGUGAAUGUUUAUCUGGCAGCAAACUAGACUCUACAGGCUUCAUUUGUAUUGAUAGUCUGAAGGGAACAUGCUGGCUGAACAUCCAAGAUAAUCGCUGUGAAGUAAACCUUAAUGGAGCUACUCUGAAAUCAGAAUGCUGUGCUACUCUGGGAGCUGCUUGGGGUAGCCCUUGUGAGCGUUGCGAAUUUGAUACUGCAUGCCCUAGAGGAUUUGCAAGAGUCAAAGGUGUUUCUUGUGAAGAUGUAAAUGAGUGUGAAGUUUUUCCGGGGGUGUGUCCCAAUGGGCGGUGCAUCAACAGCAGAGGCUCUUUUCACUGUGAGUGUCCCAGCAGUCUGACAUUGGAUGGAACUGGCAGGGUGUGUUUAGAUAUCCGAAUGGAGCAGUGUUAUCUGAGAUGGGAUGAAGAUGACUGUGUUCAACCUGUACCUGGAAAAUUCCGUAUGGACACAUGUUGCUGUGCUAUAGGUGGUGCUUGGGGUUCAGAUUGCGAGGAAUGCUCCAAGCCAGGCACAAAAGAAUAUGAAGACUUAUGCCCCAGAGGUCCAGGCUUUUCCAACCGUGGGGACAUUUUAACUGGAAGGCCAUUUUACAAAGAUAUAAAUGAAUGUAAAAUGUUUUCUGGCUUGUGCACAAAUGGCAAAUGUAGAAAUACAAUUGGAAGCUUCAAAUGUAGAUGUAACAAUGGAUUUGCACUUGAUAUGGAAGAGAGAAAUUGUACAGAUAUUGAUGAAUGCCGUAUCUCACCUGAUCUUUGUGGAAGUGGCACUUGUGUCAACACUCCAGGAAGUUUUGAGUGUGAAUGCUUUGAGGGCUAUGAAAGUGGAUUUAUGAUGAUGAAAAACUGUAUGGACAUAGAUGAAUGUGAACGUAACCCCCUUCUUUGUAGAGGGGGGAAAUGCUUGAAUACUGAAGGAAGCUUUCAGUGUGACUGUCCUCUUGGGCAUGAAUUAUCUUCAUCACGUGAAGAAUGUGUGGAUAUCAAUGAAUGUUCUCUUAGCAAUAACCUAUGUAGAAAUGGGAAAUGUGUGAAUGUGAUUGGAAUGUAUCAGUGUUCCUGUAAUCCUGGGUACCAGGCAACUCCAGAUAAGCAAGGCUGCAUCGAUAUUGAUGAGUGCAUGAUUAUGAACGGAGGCUGUGACACUCACUGCAGUAAUUCAGAAGGCAGCUAUGAAUGUAGUUGCAGUGAUGGAUAUGCUCUAAUGCCAGAUAUGAGGAGUUGUGCAGAUAUUGAUGAAUGUGACAGUAACCCAGAUAUCUGUGAUGGUGGACAGUGCAUUAACAUUCCAGGAGAAUAUCGUUGUCUUUGUUAUGAUGGAUUCAUGGCUUCUGUUGACAUGAAAAUAUGCAUUGAUGUGAAUGAAUGUGAUCUAAAUUCGAACAUUUGCAUGUUUGGAGAAUGUGAGAACACCAAAGGAUCCUUCAUUUGCCAUUGCCAGCUGGGUUAUUCUGUCAAGAAGGGAACCACAGGAUGCACAGAUGUGGAUGAAUGUGAAAUUGGUGCCCACAACUGUGACAUGCAUGGUCUGUGUCUCAAUGUUCCGGGAAGCUUCAGAUGUAGCUGUAAGGAAGGAUGGAUUGGAAAUGGAAUUAAGUGUAUAGAUCUUGAUGAGUGUUCUAAUGGCACACACCAAUGUAGCAUAAACGCUCAGUGUGUGAAUUCUCCCGGAUCAUAUCAUUGCACCUGUGCAGAAGGAUUUACUGGAGAUGGAUUUAUUUGUACAGAUAUUGAUGAAUGUGCAGAAAACAUUAAUCUGUGUGACAAUGGACAAUGCCUUAAUAUUCCUGGUGGAUACCGUUGUGAGUGUGAGAUGGGCUUCACUUCAACUUCCAAUAGCCGAGCUUGCCAAGAUAUUGAUGAAUGUGCCUUCCAGAAUAUAUGUGUGUUUGGUACUUGCAAUAACUUACCUGGCAUGUUUCACUGUAUUUGUGAUGAUGGCUAUGAACUGGACAGAACUGGAGGAAAUUGUACAGAUAUUGAUGAGUGUGCUGAUCCUAUAAAUUGUGUCAAUGGCUUUUGUGUAAAUACUCCUGGAAGGUAUGAAUGUAACUGUCCUCCAGAUUUCCAGCUGAACCCAACAGGAGUUGGCUGUGUUGAUAACAGAGUUGGCAACUGUUACUUGAAAUAUGGACCAAGGGGUGAUGGGAGUCUGUCCUGCAGUACUGAAAUUGGUGUUGGAGUCAGUCGUUCUUCUUGUUGCUGUUCCUUGGGAAAAGCCUGGGGGAAUCCCUGUGAGACAUGCCCACCUGUAAAUAGCAGUGAAUAUAAUACCUUGUGUCCAGGAGGCGAAGGCUUCAGACCAAACCCCAUAACAAUUAUCUUAGAAGACAUUGAUGAAUGCCAAGAAUUGCCUGGUCUAUGCCAAGGUGGAAACUGCAUCAAUACUUUUGGCAGCUUCCAAUGUGAAUGUCCCCAUGGGUACUAUCUCAGUGAAGAAACACGUAUCUGUGAAGAUAUUGAUGAGUGUGUUGCACAUCCUGGUGUAUGUGGUCCUGGGACAUGCUAUAACACCUUAGGAAACUAUACCUGUAUUUGCCCCCCAGAAUAUAUGCAGGUGAAUGGAGGACAUAACUGUAUGGAUAUGAGAAAGAGCUUUUGUUAUAGAA